Molecule: messenger RNA, 4080 nt
Organism: Tuber aestivum (summer truffle)
Lineage: Eukaryota; Fungi; Ascomycota; Pezizomycetes; Pezizales; Tuberaceae
Source: the annotation of a GenBank genome assembly
AUGGCUGGAGUCAGAGAGAGUCUUUUCUCUACCAUAAAAUGUUCGCUGUGCAAUGCGGAUGUCGAGAUUUCCUUAAUGGGGGAUCAUGCCUGUAUGUCUGCAGCAGAAGGUAAUAGGAAACCGAACCAGCGAAAGUGCGGGGAGCUUUUUACGCUCACGUCUUUCACUUGAUUUUCAUGAAGUCCUCGGGGGGAUUGAUGGCUAAUACUUUGCAGAAUCAAAGCUUGACGAUUUCCCAUUGCUCAAGCCAAAGCCGGCGAAAGGCUCUCAGGCGCAGAAACCGAUGGGCCAUAUAAAGAUCGACCCUUUUGCAGCAAGUAUGUAUACAACCGCUACAGCGUGGCAGCACUCCACAAUGGAGGAUCUACAAGUUCUAACAGAUACACAAAUAAAACAGACCGGCCCUUUCGCGGCCAAGUCAGCCCAACAAGCAGCUCCCCCGGAUCCCGAGCACACUCGCCCGCCACACCACAAGACGGUCAACCACUCCGAACACCGCUUCAUCACGGCUCACUCUCACCGAACCCACAACCCCGGAGUCAUCAUCAGCCUAGGAAGGAUUCUUCGUCAUCUCCAAGCUAUAAUAUAGAAUCGCCCUUUGCCCUUUUUAAACCGGCAAACGUUUCCCCGGUGAGCCCAUGCACACCGCCGGGCGCCGCGGCGACCACUAGUAGUUUUUAUCCUAACUGUGACCUGUAUGCCCCGGUUUCCCCACUGUCCGAUGGCAGCAGGGCCGUGGCGGUGCGGAUGAACAACAUCGCGCCUGGCCCGUUCGGAGUAGGUUCUGGUAACUCUAGCAGGGAGCGGACACCUGAAAUGGCAUCGUUUGCUGGGAAUCCUUUAGAGAAAAGGCCGGGUAGGGCGCCGAAGGGUAGGGAUUCAGAGACGCUGCCUGCUGUCGCGGCUUCAUUUCCAGAUAAGGAGGAAGUAGGGGCCAGGCGUAAACGAACUCCUACCGGCGGUCAUUCCAUGGACUCGCAAACUAUGGGAAGGAGUCGAGAGGCUGGGAGGGAAUCAUGGGAGCACGGGAAGGAGAGGGAACAAAGGCAAACUUCCAACGCUGAACGACCAGCCAGACCCCCAUCACGACAUGGAAGGUCAAAAUCACCAGGAGGGGCAGAGGCGAGGAUACGUAGAAAGGAGCAUAAUCUCCCUCGAGUCCCUUCACCCCCCCCUCACAGCGCCCCGAGGAGAAAGGGGGGGGGAUCACCAGUGGACCCAGUAUCUCCAUACACCCAUCGUUCUAUGAAGUCAGAAACUGCACCGUCAAUUCCCAAAAUGAAUGCUUUGAGAUUGGACACAAGAUCGCACACGUUUCCCGUCAAGAGCGAUUCUAAGUCACCCGGUGGCAGGCAGCCCCCGCAUCCCGGAUUGGGAUUGCCCAGGUCUCCUUCCGUAACGGUGAAGAACCAUAGACGGAACAAGUCUUCGGCAAAUAUGGCUAAAGGACUUCCGCCUCCGCCAGAGGACAACUUACCACCUCCGCUGCCAACAAAAGACCAACCAGUCCGACGACAGCCCUCUGUUGGAGUCAACACAAUGUCAUCUGGUGGAUUGGAUAGACGGUCCGGCUCCAAGCCCCCAACACUGCACCGACUAUCUCCACCAAGAGCAGACGAAUACAGCCACUAUUCGUUAGGAAAUCCCUAUAAUCUGGAACCUCCAGCAGGACAAUCCACGUCCCACAUUCCAAGCCCCUCCAUGUCAAGCAAUGCUUCCUCCAUCUUCUCCCGCAAUUCCAAGAGCUCCCACAGUUCCGUGUCCAGUCCGCCAAUCCCCGAGACCACCCAAGUCCCCAAACUCCCCCCCAAACCCUCACGGGGGAGCCGUGGCCGGUCAAAAGACAGCAAUGGGCUGAGCGACAUUGACGGCUUGAUGAAAGAACUGCAAAGCUCAAUGCAAGGACUCCAACCCAGCACCGUGAAGCCAAAACACCCAAUCGAAGACCGGCCCCGAGAUAAACCUCGAAUUUCAUCCCACGAGCGAGCAGCGCCCCCGCCAUUGAAACCCCACCACCCCCACCCCCGCCAACCCUCGUCAUCAGCAUCCCCAAUCGACUACGAAAAACCCCUCCCCGUCCCCGACCUACCACUACCCUCACCGCCGCCUCCAAAGGACAAGAAUCCGCGAGCCCUUCCGCCCGCACCAUCCCAAUCGCCACCGAGGACCCAACCACCGGCAGUCGAACCCGCACCGGCGCCCAUAAAAAGGCGAGCAACCACAUUAAAAGGCAACUGCAGGGGCUGCGGCAAAGCCAUAGUCGGAAAAUCCGUCUCCUCCGCCGAUGGGCGACUAACGGGCCGGUACCACAAAGCCUGCUUCGUCUGCAAGGGCUGCCGAGAACCGUUCCAGUCGGCCGAGUUCUACGUAUUGGAUAAUUCGCCCUAUUGCCAUCGAGACUACCACAAGCUGAACCAUUCACUGUGCCCCUCCUGCGAUAGGGGGAUCGAGGGGCCGUGCUUGGAGACGGCGACGAACGAGAGGUUUCACCCGAAUUGUUUCAGAUGUUAUGUAUGUUUCCCCCCUCCUGCGAUAUUUGAAUGCUUACGGGUGUAUGUGUGUGGGGGAGAACGUGGACUAAUUUUGCACAGGACUGCCGAUGCGAACUCAGCGGUGAUUACUUUGACUUCAACGGACGACCAUAUUGCGAACGACAUGCUCUCCGGACAAUGCGGGGGAUGCAAAGCGGGAGCGGGAACGGGAACGGGAAUGGGAAUGAGAACGGGAACCUGAGUGUGAACAAGAGUCCGGCGAGCAUGGAGCGGAGGAGGACAAGGCUGGCGUUCAUGUGAACUCCCUCAACUCAAUUCAUACACGACGAUUACCGUAAAACGGAAAAGGAAAGAAGGAAAGAAAAUCCAGACGCAGGAGAUGUCUGAACGAAGUAAAGCGAAACACAAUCUUUGACAUAAUCUGCCCCUCUUCCUCUUCUUCUCUUCCUUCCCAUCGCAACAUUAACCUCCCCCCCGUGCCUAACUUUCAUCAUCACAAAUAACUUUUAUAUCAUACCAUUUCUCAAUUUCCUUUCUGCCAACUAGAACUAAGGCAGGGCAGGGCAGUCAGGCAUCCAUUCACAAGGCACCAUAACAGUAUCAUAUCAUAGCAUCCUUAAUUUCUUUUCAUUCCCAUUUUUCAAACGGAACGGUGAACACGGAACGGAGCAAACCAUGUUUUUUUUUUUACUAUUAUUAUUAUUCCCCCCCACCUUUCCUCCACUCAUUUCAUUCCCUUCUUGUACAAUACUUGUCAACAAAUAUUACAUUUUCAUUCAUUGAUUCAUUCAUCCAUUCCCCUUCUUUAAACAACCAACAUCGCAUAUCCCUCUCACUGCACCAUACCACACACGCACAGCCAUGACAUACCGGUAUCAUAAUAUUAUCAUAUCAUACCAUCGCAGCAAUCAAUCAAUAAAUCAAUAAUUCCCCCCACCCACCCACCACAACUGUGACCCAUGUAUCACAAGCGGGGCGCGGGCAACCCCUGCCGGAACCAAACCAAACCAAACCAAACCAAACCCUACCGUACCCGUACUCGAGUACAGUACAGCGCCUCAGCCCUGCCACCGCCGCUGCACUCACUCACCAUACGAGACGUCAUAAGUAGUAAAACCGUUCCUGCAUGCAAAAACCGUGUUUCAGGAGGCGCCAGGAUAUAUCCGGCACUGUAGGGUAAGUUAACGGUAAAAUCUCACGGAUAAACAUGGCGGUAUCAAAAUACAAUAUCAUAGCCUCCAACGACGCGAGCGCGCGGAUAACAUCUUGGCCUCUGCUCCACGGUACUGUACUGUACAAGUACUCGUACAGUAUGGUAACCGUUCCUAUCGGGUCGCGCGACCAUUUACCCAUCGUACUCGUAGUCUGUCUGCCUGUCGGCGGGGUGUGGCGUGGGUGUACUGUACGAGUACAGUACUGCACCGGUUAUAUAGUACGUAUACGAUAUUCGCAUGGUCCAGGCUGUACUCGUACGAUGGGCGCUUGGGCGUUGUCCUGUCCUGUCCUGUCUUGACGCUUAGUGCAGAGUGCGCAGUGGGCAGUGAUGGAGAAAUUGAAAAGGAUUUGAAUCCCCGCGCCGGGUUUUAGA